This is a messenger RNA of Symbiodinium natans, 1254 nucleotides long. The record is from the annotation of a GenBank genome assembly. Lineage: Eukaryota; Dinophyceae; Suessiales; Symbiodiniaceae.
AUGCCCUGCGACCCAGAGGUGUCCACUCGAGAGCGGACAGGCUUGGAAGUCCUGGACGGUAACCUCGAGAAUAUCUACCCGGAGCCUUUCAACGAAAGCUUCCCCGCGCUUCCUCCUACUCCAUCAAGUCCUUCGAGCCCUCCAUGCCCUCCGGGUGGGGGCUCGAAGCCCGUGCUGAGCUCACCCAACUCGCACGUGAACUUGUCCAGAAGCUCUUCGGCCGCGAGCGACCCGAAGCUGGGCCGAGCCUCGACCCGGACAAGCGUGGCAUUCCAGGAAGAGCAAGUCUUGGCCUUGUUCCAGAAGUUUGACGCCAACAGGGACAACUGCGUGAGCCAUGAGGAGCUGCGAUCUGUGCUGCAGCAGCUUGCCGACCCCUCCGACGUCCGGGGCGAGCGCUUUGAGGAGCUGCUCAGGCAGAUCGACACCGACGGUGAUGGCUUCAUCCAGCUUGAGGAGUUCAUGGCCUGGUGCUUUGCCAGCGGCGACGCGUGGAAGCGACUUCGCUGGACGUGUUUUCACGUUGUGCAUAACGAAGUUUCGCGGAACUCCACGUCGGGAAAGCUGGUGGCGAGGAACAAGAAUCGCUUGUCCCACUUCCACUGGCUCCACGAGAUUCUCUCCAUGAUUGUGGAGAAGAAGUGCAAGGGAGUGGCAACCUGCGUCGAGACCCGUCGACGCGGCACGCCGCUCUUUGUGGUAGCAGGCGUGUGCCCCAACAGCCUCUGUGGUAUGCAGGCCGUCAUGUACUGCAAGUUCGACAAAGAUGUGGACUUCUGGUGGAUCAAGCCAAAGGUCGACAAGCCGGAUCAGCUAGAGCGAAACACCCUGGACCUGCACAAGGAGGGUAAAUACCGGAACGCGUCGGGAAAGUCGCGAGCCUUGUACCUGCCGCUGGCAGAGAAGUUUGUGGGAACCAAAGAAGGCUCCUUUGAGUUCGGUGUGGACGACGCGGGUCGGGCUUUUAUUGAUGAGACAACUGCGACUGGCUGCUGUCGGAUGCUGCUUUACCUCGUGUGGCAGGAGAACUGGAGUAGCUUCUUCGCAUACAACAAGUUCAUCGAGGGGAAGCUGAUCUACCAGCGCGGAAAGCCUUGGCAAUGCCCCGACGGCCAGGCCACAAGCUCCGCUCCCUUCUUCGCUCGCCAGUAUCGCCUCGAAGGUGGUGGCCUGUCGAUCGCAGGGGUCGAGACGGAGGAGACAGUUCUGACACUGCUGCCGCCCGACGUUUGCCAGGAGAUGUUUUCCAUGUGA